UGAGAAUUUAAAACUAGACUAUAUGGAGGAAGUACCAUAGUUCAUUGUAUUGGGCCGGUUAACGUAUGGGUGGUAUGGCCCAAAUGUUUUCUACAGUUACUACUCAUAGAAAGUUAGAAACGUCCCCCCUUCGGUUUCUGCCCCCUCCAAUUCGACAAUUCAACCUUCCUCAUCCAUCCAGGUAUUCUUCUUUCAUACGCUCCAUCUUCCCACCUUAUAAGCUAUUCUCCAGCAACAAAGACCAUAGCUGGUUCAAAUUAUCCAUAUUUGAAAUAAACUAGCAAGUCUAGUUGAUUAUUUUAUCAUCAAUGAAAUUUUAGAUGUUUGAAAUUCUGAAUCUGAAACACUAGUCUACAGAUCCUCUAUUAACCCUAUCGUUUCUAUAAGUAUUUGCUUGAGUAAUUUCUUUCCGAUUUUUAUUUCAUUUGCUUGUAAUACAUUUUAAUGGUUAUAUUUUUGUAUAUAUAUUAUAUACUCCCUCAGUCCCACAGUAAGCCUCCAGGAAAAAUGGGCAACCCUGAAUGAAUAUAUUAAGAAAGGGAAGUUUCGUGAUUUCGAUUUAUAUAGAAAAACAGGAAAGGUCAAACAAACUUCUUUCAGUCUUGAAAAUGCGAGGGAGUCAAAUUCUGGGAAUCUGGGAUACCUAAAUAUGGAAAGGGGAGUUUUAAUUUGGGGUGUAGGGAGUACUGCGGUAAGAAGAAAACUGUAUUUUUAGUGUCUUAGGCCAAAUAGAAUUUUACGCAGAGAUGAUGUUAUGAAAAAAUGAACACUUUUAGUAAAUUUUUAGUGAUAGCACAAGCUGUGUUUACCCCGUAAUAUGUGAAUAGUGAUGAAUCUGAAAAGCUUUCAUUUUCUUUUACGAGCCUCAAAUUUUCAAAGUAGCUGCCAUGAAUUCAUUAUUGCUAAAGUUAGUAUGUUUUUAAUUGGACUGAAAUUUCCUGGAUGAUCUGGUUUGUUUAUGUUUUGUUUAUGUUUGUUUAUCGUGUGGUCUAUAUUUAUUUCAUAACAUCCUCAGUCUUAUCAAGUGAUCUGCAAAAAACAUCCUUAGUCUUACCAAGUGAUCUGCAAAAAACAUCCUUAGUCUUAUCAGUCCACAUCCCACUGCUGUACACUUGAUGAAAACAACAAUGGUCUCAAAAAUAAAUCAAAUAAUGAGAAAAUUGAUGGCUGCUUUAACAAAAAGAAUCUUUAGUCCUUCAUACUCUUAAGGAAAGGUCCCCAACCUAUAUUCUUCCCUAAGGAGGAAAAUUGACAAAGCAAACUGAAAUAUUGUAAGUUGACAGAUUUUGCUAAUACUGUAAUGAUGUAUAUGCAUGUCAGCAUGUGUACCAAAACAUGGGUGAGAUGGAUAAAAGUGUAAUGUUUUAAUUGUUAAAUAUUUUAAAAAAUGUUAUUUGGAAAGUAUUACUGUCAAGUUUCAACUUUUCAAAAAAAGUACUAUAUAAUUUGGAAGGAUUACUCUAAAAGCUGUUAUUGACAAUCUCUUUCAUCUUAGGUGUUGCAAUGAAUUCCACAGAACCUACCCCUGAACUCCGCCCAUUUUCAAUCAAACUGUGGCCCCCAAGUGAAACCACUAGGAAAAUCUUGGUGGAUCGGAUGACCAACAACCUGUCUACACCGACCAUUUUUACCCGCAAGUAUGGUAGUUUGAACAAGGAUGACGCUCAUGAAAAGGCCCAACAGAUUGAAGGCAUUGCAUUUUCUGUGGCUGACCGUCACUAUGACAAGGAGCCUGAUGGUGAUGGGAGCUCGGCAGUCCAGCUUUAUGCUAAGGAGUGUAGUAAGCUCAUCAUAGAAGCUCUGAAGAACGUCCCUAAAGUAUUUUCUGACUUUCAAACGGAAUCUAAGAGUGAUGAGAAAGAGACCCUGCAGUCUAACACUGCUCCUACUUCCUGUGAAACUGUUUUUGAUAUCUCAAAGGGUAAAAGGGAGUUUAUAGAGGCCGAAGAAGCAGAGGAACUUUUGAAGCCAUUGAAAGAGCCAGGAAACACUUACACGAAGAUAUGUCUCAGCAACAGAAGCUUCGGAUUAGGAGCGGCCCACGUCACAGGACCCAUCUUGGAAUCCCUCAAGGCCCAACUCAAGAAAGUUGACCUGUCAGAUUUCGUAGCAGGUAGACCAGAAGCAGAAGCUCUUGAAGUCAUGAAGAUAUUCUCAGAAUCUUUAGAAGGUUGUGUUUUAAAGUCUCUCAAUCUGUCAGACAAUGCAUUAGGGGAGAAGGGUGUCAGGGCUUUUUCCAAGCUCCUGAAAUCCCAAACCUCACUGGAAGAACUGUUUUUGAUGAAUGAUGGUAUUUCAAAGGAAGCCGCACGUGCAGUUUGUGAAUUAGUUCCUUCCACAAAUAACCUUAGGGUUCUUCAUUUUCACAAUAACAUGACGGGUGAUGAAGGAGCCAUGGCUAUUUCUGAGAUGGUGAGCCGUUCUCCGUCAUUGGAGGAUUUCCGGUGCUCUUCAACUAGGGUGGCAUCUGAAGGUGGUAGUGCUUUGUCUAAAGCACUUGAAACAUGUACUCAUCUCAAGAAGCUUGAUUUGCGAGACAACAUGUUCGGGCCCCACGCCGCUGAAGCAUUGAGUGAAGCACUCUCCAAACAUGAAAACCUAUCUGAGGUUUACCUAUGUUACCUCAAUUUGGAGGACAGGGGAGCUGCUUUGAUAGCCAAUGCACUAAAGGAGUCCGCGACAUCACUUAGAGUAUUGGAAAUAGCGGGAAAUGAUAUAACUGCUGAUUCUGCAGUUGUGUUGGCUAAGUGUCUAGAAGGUAAGGAGUUUCUGGAGAAGCUCAACUUGGCUGAGAAUGAACUCAAGGAUGAAGGGGCAAUCCGGAUCGCAAAGGCUCUUGAGAUCGGUCAUGAACGUUUGAGGACUGUCGAUAUGAGCUGUAACUUGAUGGGAAGGGCUGGAGCCCAUGCGUUGGCUCAGGCCGUUGUGGGUAAGCAGGAGUUCGAGCUGUUGAAUAUCAACGGGAAUUUCAUAUCGGAUGAAGGUGUUGAUGUGGUGAAAAAUAUAUUCAAGAAGUUUCCUGAAAAGCUUGACACAUUUGAGGAUAAUGAUCCGGAGGGUGGAGAUGAUGAUGAUGAAGAUGACAAGGGAUCUAGAGAGGAGAGUAAUGGUGAUAGUGAUGAUGAACUUGGUUCGAAACUCAAAAGCCUUGCUGUUAGCGGGGACGAGUGAAGUCCACAUAUCCCCAAUCAUUCUAAUCUUAGAACUUCCCAUCUUUUGUCAUUUUUUCCAAAUUUAAACGAGAUUGAGCAGGCUUUAAAAAAUUGUCGUAGUGCAAAUCUUGGAGUUUAUGUAGAACAACUCUAAAAAUUGUCGGAGUUCAUUCUGUUGUAAGAUUUUUAGACUUGUAUUGCCAUCGUUUUAAUGCACUCCGUCUAAAAUGCCUAUGCCGCUAUUUUGGCAAAGAAACAACU
Cuscuta epithymum is the source of this 3413-nucleotide messenger RNA. NCBI's taxonomy places the organism in Eukaryota, Viridiplantae, Streptophyta, Magnoliopsida, Solanales, Convolvulaceae. The record is from the annotation of a GenBank genome assembly.